CUCACUAUGGUCCGUACUCGCGUAAUAUAACCUACCACCAAUGUUCUUCUAGAAACUAUAAUAAGGCUCCCUUGUAUGAAGCCCUAUUGGUGCCACUUGACAGAUUCGUGUUGCAAUGUUGAUUGAGGUUGUUGCCGUGGUCACUGCUGUGGCCUUUGUGUUUCUUCUCAGUCGGCGUGCAGCCUCAUCACAGACAGUUUGUCCUCGGAACAAGGCUGUUCUAAUUACAGGUUGUGAUACUGGAUUUGGACAUGAGCUUGCCCAUUUCCUUCAUCAGUUGGGUUUUACUGUUUUUGCUGGCUGUCUUAAUAGUGAAGGAGAAGGAGCUAAAAAGCUACAGGAUGUUGACUCUCAAAGCGUAUCAUCAGUGGGUGGGGUUUCGGAGAUGUCAAAGGGUGAAGCUAGAGGGAGGCUACAUGUUAUUCAGUUGGAUAUCACCAAAGAGGGACAAGUGAUUGAGGCUGUGCAACGGCUUACUAACAUUCUUUCAGCAGAGUCAAUAGCUUUGUGGGCUGUAGUUAACAACGCGGGUAUUUCCAUAUUUGGUGAUGUAGAGUUCUGUGGAAUGAAAGUCUAUCAGCGACUGGCAGAUACAAACCUGUGGGGCACCAUUCGUGUUUGCAAGGCGUUUCUACCCCUUAUUCGCAAAGCAAAAGGACGAAUUGUAAACGUGACGAGCAUCUUAGGUCGUCAGGGGUCACCUGGACGGUCUUGUUAUGUCGCAACAAAGUACGCACUGGAGGGUUUUACGCAGUGUUUGCGGUACGAGAUGCGCAGAUGGGGCGUACAGGUCAUCGUGGUGGAACCGGGAAACUACAUCGCGGCUACUGGCAUCUUUACCCAAGAGAAAAUUGACAAGAUCGCUGAGGAGUUGGAGAGGGAUUUGCCUGCCGAGGUCAGAGAGUCUUAUGGUGAAGACUUCUUUCAGUCUCGCGUUCAACGGAUGCGGCAUUUUACGCGUAUUGGGGACACUGAUAAACAGCCGGUUGUAGAUGCAAUGGUUGCUGCAGUUAUAGAUGUGAAUCCACAGAUCAGAUACGAACCAAAGACUUUGUAUUGGCGGAUCCGCACCUUUGUCAUGUGUUGUCUGCCUCAACUAGUUGGGGAUUUCUUCUACCAUUCGGACACUUAAUACAGAUAUAGUUUUCUUUCAAAUCAUCUCGCAAGUUGGAUGACCAAUUAAGCUCAAAUUUUCACAGGUUUGUAUAUUAUGCAUUAAAGGAACACGUUGCCUUGGAUCG
Messenger RNA from Asterias rubens (European starfish), 1241 nucleotides. RefSeq names its product D-beta-hydroxybutyrate dehydrogenase, mitochondrial-like. NCBI's taxonomy places the organism in Eukaryota, Metazoa, Echinodermata, Asteroidea, Forcipulatida, Asteriidae. The coding region runs from base 116 to 1132 and encodes 338 amino acids. The record is from RefSeq and is a predicted model, not a curated record. The transcript is spliced from 4 exons. Gene Ontology annotation, molecular function: oxidoreductase activity.